AUGCCUUCUCUCCGCCAGGCACUUGCCUCUACCCUCGCGUGCGCCUCCGCCGCCUGGGCCACCGGGAUCAACGAUUUCUCCUGCAAAAGUGAUGGAAACCCGAUCGUGCUCCUGCACGGACUGGGCGCUACCUACUACGAGGACCUCAACGUCCUGCAAUACUGGCUGCAGAACGAGGGCUACUGCACCUACUCCAAGACCUACGGUGCCUACGACGGUUUCCCAUUCGUGGGCGGCCUGAAGCCCAUCGCAGAGUCCGCGGCCGAAAUCGCCGACUACAUCAAGGAAGUGACCGAGAAGACCGGCAAGAGCAAGGUUGACCUGGUCGGUCACUCCGAGGGUGCCUUCCAGAGUCUGUAUGUGCCCAAAUUCGAGGGUGUUUCCGACAAGGUCGAUAAGAUUGUUGCGAUCGCGCCCCCCACGCACGCUACCACUUUCGCCAAUCUUUAUAAACUCGCGUACCUGCUCGGUAACACGUCCCGGGAGGUUGUUGGUGAUGUCCUGCAGACGGUUGGCUGUGGUGCCUGUGACGACGUCGGUCCCGACGGUGCGGCGGUUCUCCGAUUGAAUGAUGGCAAGCCGAUUGUGCAGAAAGGAAACACUGUGACUAUUAUCGCGUCGAAGUAUGAUGAGCUGGUUACACCGCCCAAUACUGCGUUUGUGGAGGAGGAUGGAGUCUCCAACUGGUGGAUUCAGGAUACAUGCAAGUUUGACCCGGUCGGACACAUUGGCGAGGCCUAUGAUCUCAACGUGUGGAACCUGGUGAAGAAUGCGUUGGACUCGACUCCGGACCGCAAGUUUGUUUGCCUGCUUGGCUCGCCCGGGAAAUAA
Messenger RNA from Penicillium waksmanii, 831 nucleotides. RefSeq names its product esterase/lipase family protein. Lineage: Eukaryota; Fungi; Ascomycota; Eurotiomycetes; Eurotiales; Aspergillaceae. The coding region runs from base 1 to 831 and encodes 276 amino acids. The record is from RefSeq and is a predicted model, not a curated record. Gene Ontology annotation, biological process: lipid catabolic process. Gene Ontology annotation, molecular function: lipase activity. The transcript has a single exon.